Molecule: messenger RNA, 1288 nt
Organism: Zingiber officinale
Lineage: Eukaryota; Viridiplantae; Streptophyta; Magnoliopsida; Zingiberales; Zingiberaceae
Product: 60S ribosomal protein L10-like
Exons: 4
Coding region: 409-1083 (224 amino acids)
Biological process (GO): ribosomal large subunit assembly; translation
Cellular component (GO): cytosolic large ribosomal subunit; ribosome
Molecular function (GO): structural constituent of ribosome
Source: RefSeq, a predicted model, not a curated record
GAGGAGGAGGAGGAGGAGCUGAUGGAGAUGGAAGAGGCGGCGAUCACGGCGGGACGCGACGAUGGAAGGGAGCCGGAUGAUUACGAUCGGAGGGCGCGCAUCUUUCAACAGAGUGCGAGGCUGGUUCAGGCACGCAAAGGUCCGCCGCCACCGCGGGAGCAAUUGUAACAGAGAUGUUUUGGAGUAAUUUAGGGAAUCAUUGGAUGCGUUUCACACUCGUUGCUUGGUGGGCCAUUAAGUUAAGUCCUUGGUUUGUAACGGGCCACGGCCCAAAUCAAUCCCAGUGGUCCGCUCCUUAGGGUUGCCCUUCUUUUUCUCCCCUAUGCUAUAUAUAAACACAACGAGCCGUCGUCUCCUCCUCCUUGCUGGUUUUCGGCGUCGAUUUCUUGCUUUGUCUUCGCCGCAGCGAUGGGCCGACGACCUGCACGUUGUUAUCGUCAGAUCAAGAACAAACCCUAUCCUAAAUCUCGCUAUUGCCGUGGUGUUCCUGAUCCCAAGAUUAGGAUCUAUGACGUUGGAAUGAAGAAGAAAGGGGUUGAUGAGUUUCCCUUUUGUGUUCAUCUAGUGAGUUGGGAAAAGGAAAAUGUUUCAAGUGAAGCUCUGGAGGCUGCCCGCAUUGCAUGUAACAAGUACAUGACGAAGUUUGCGGGGAAGGAUGCUUUCCACCUGCGAGUGAGAGUCCACCCAUUCCAUGUCCUGCGAAUCAACAAAAUGCUUUCUUGUGCUGGAGCUGAUAGACUCCAGACUGGUAUGAGGGGGGCCUUCGGGAAGCCACAAGGGACAUGUGCUAGGGUAAGUAUUGGUCAGGUGCUUCUCUCUGUUCGUUGCAAGGACAACAAUAGCCAAAAUGCCCAAGAAGCAUUGCGCCGUGCCAAGUUCAAGUUCCCCGGCAGGCAGAAGAUAAUUAUUAGUGGGAAAUGGGGUUUCACUAAGUUUAGCCGCAAUGACUAUGUGAAGUGGAAGAGCCAGAACAGAAUUGUACCAGAUGGAGUCAAUGCCAAGUUACUUGGUUGCCACGGGCCACUUUCCAAACGUCAACCUGGAAGAGCAUUCUUACAAUCCGCUUUUGCUGAAGCUUCUUAAGAAUGUUCCUAUGGGGGGUAAGCUUCAUGUCUCUCUCGAUUAUUCUCAUUUGUCUGCUUAGUUUUGUCAGCAUUCUACCAGUUGUUACAUUGUGUUACUCUUGGGUAUGUAAUAACUCUUUAUUUCGUGGCAAUUUAAUUUUCAGUACUUGACUAAGUAAUUCAAUGAGUCUACUAUAACAAGGUCGAACCGUACCUUUGCUUAA